Messenger RNA from Vicia villosa (hairy vetch), 1047 nucleotides. RefSeq lists its product as uncharacterized. Lineage: Eukaryota; Viridiplantae; Streptophyta; Magnoliopsida; Fabales; Fabaceae. The transcript has 3 exons. The record is from RefSeq and is a predicted model, not a curated record. The coding region runs from base 1 to 1047 and encodes 348 amino acids.
AUGGAUCUGUUGAUUUGCUGCAACAAACUCUCCACAUCUUCCUUGAUUCCACAGGAAGGGUCCCUUCCUUUUAGGUAUUUAGGGGUGCCACUCACUAGUAAGAAUCUUAAUGUGAACCAUUAUAUGCCUCUUGUGGAUAAGUUGCUGAGCAGGAUCAACCAUUGGAGUGCAAGACUACUGAGUUAUGCUGGAAGGCUGCAGCUCAUCAAGAGUGUGCUGAAUGCUAUCUCCUCCUACUGGAUGCAAUGUUUUAUUUUCCCUAAAACUGUUUUAAAGAGAAUAGAUGCAUUGUGCAGAACGUUUCUGUGGACAGGUAGCAGCACCACCAGCAGGAAAAGUCCAAUUGCAUGGGAGAGGAUUUGUAAACCAAAGAUAAAAGGAGACCUUGGUACUGUGGAUAUGGAGCUGUGGAAUCGUAUCUUUUUUCUUAAAUUGCUGUGGAAUAUCUAUGCUAAGACGGAAAGCCUUUGGGUGCAAUGGAUCCAUGCAUACUAUCUCAAGCAUGAUCAUGUGAUGGAUAGGGCAGUUAAAACUUCUGAUUCAGGGGUGUUCAAAGCCAUCCUAAAGCAAAGAAUUCUGGUGCAACAGUGGCAUAAUGAGUGGUUGACUAUGGUGCAAACACAUAAGUUUAAUGGGAGGAAAUUCUACAAUUUGUUGCAGAUGGAUUGCCCUAGUGUGGAGUGGUAUAAUCUGGUGUUCCACAACAAAGCUAGGCCUAGAGCGGUGUUCACGCUUUGGAUGCUUUGUCAUGGGAAAUUGCCUACACGCAUGAGACUGCAUCGUUGGGGUAUGCAUGAGCCUGGCAGUUGGACACAUGAGAUGAACUGGUUUUUGCUGCACUAUCGGGGUAAAGGGUGGAAAGCUGAUUUGAUACGUUUGGCCUUAGCGGAAACAGUGUACGAGGUAUGGCAGUACCGAAAUGAGAGAUGUUUUGGCCAUAGUGUAAAUAAUAGCGAUGUAGAGGGGAAAAUUAUCAAUGGUAUAGUUUAUAGAGGGUGGACUAGUCCUAAGCUUAAGCCACAUAUAGCUAACCUUUUAAUGCCUUAA